CAUUUUGACGCCAUUCAGUGACGUGUCCGGUGCAGAACGUGAUAGACUUGCGUUAUUGUGUUAUUAUUGUUAAAAACAUAGUAUUUACAGCGUUUUUGUUUAUUGAAAUUUGUUUUAAAUCAUGCGCGAGUUUAAAUAUGAUGUGGUACAGCUGAUCCAUGCUGUGAGGGACCGGCCGUGUCUUUGGGAUAAAACGGCGGAAGUUUAUAAGGACCGAGCAGAAAGACGUGCGGCUUGGGAAGAGGUUUUUAGCCUUUUGGACGAUGGUUAUGAGGAAAUGACGUCAGAGCAGAAACGGAUUACUGGUGAACAAAUUCUGAACAAAUGGACAAACAUUCGAGAUACAUUCGUAAAGACGCUCAAACGUUCCAAAAUGGGGAGGCCGCGAAGAAAAUAUCUCCUAUACGACCAUGUGAAAUUCCUCAUCAAAGUAACCAAUACUGAAGAGGACUUCAACGUAGAACUUAGCACAGACGACAACACUGCAUACAACAUGAAAACUGAAAGCCCCAAAGAAGUUCCAACGACAAGCACGAGAAAACGGUCGAAGAAAAUGGAGAAAAUAGAAUACAGCGAUGAAGAAACAAAGAGAAAUCAAGAAUAUGAGAGAUACGAGAACAUGGAAGCUGAUUUCGCUGAAAUAGAUGAAUGCAAUGAUCCGAGAAUAAUGAAUGAGGACGAAGCCUUCUUUGCUUCUCUUCUGCCGUCAGUUGUUAAGUAUUCUGAGGACGAAAGACUGGAGUUCAGAAUUGAAGUAUUGGCUAUUAUGAAGAAAAUUAAAGAGAAAAGAAAUUGGUAAUAAUGGGACUCAAUAGAAUGACUCAUAUCGUACAAGGAAUUAGGGUCCGAAAUAUAUCGUUAGUUAUAAAACUUAAUUAAAUCGUCAGAAACGUCAAAAACGCUGUCGUCCAUUUUGUGACGUCACAAUGUUACUUGAUGUACUAAACGUCAAACUAAUUGUUAACUUACAUGUGUGUCAAACGCUCCGUUUGUAAGGGAUGUGUUAAUGUGACGUCAUGAAACAGUUGAAAUAUAGAUCAUCAUGGCCGACAGGCGUUUUGGCUCAUAUUGUCAAAAAAAUAUUUAAAAAUUAAAAUUUUCAAGUCUCAAAAAAUAUGAUGAUUUUUUUCAAUCUAGUAGAACAUUAAUGAAAUUUAAAAAAAGUGUUAACUGGCCUAUUCUCAUGUGCAUGUCUAUUCAAUUCUCAUGUGUAUCUCUCAUACUAGACGGUUUAAAUUUGGAUGUUAGUAGAAUGUUUGUCCAUUAUUCAUUCAUUCAUCGUUUUUAUAAACGGAAUUCGAUGGCAAUCUAAGUCAAUCAAAAUAAUUCUUUGCUUUAAAUGGUUUAACUUUGUUAAAGUCGUUGCUGCGUUAACGUUGCUUUCCUUUACAAAAACACUAAGACGUUCAUGAAUCAAUGAAGACGUUAGUUCCCGGUCCUAUGGAAUUAAUAAAGAGCUAGAUUUAGCGUUUUAUUAUGUUCUGUGGUUAGUCCUGUCAACUUACUAGAUCAUCGACAAGAUUCAAAGACAAAUAUAGAAUAGAUAGAAGAUAAGCUUGGACCAUGUCAGCAAACCUAAAUUUUGUGAUUCGUGUAAAUAAAAGAAUUAUGUAAUAGAUAAGUUUUUAAUGAUCAUUUUCUGUAGCACUUUUAAAAAUAAUGUUUACACAAUAAACGUUAAUUUCGUUAAACACAUUUUUAGAUGACAUUAAAAAUAAAUCUUUUCAUAAUGAAACCUAAACAUUAUUAAGUCAAUUACAGCUAAUAAUUUGUUUUAACCUCUAAGUGAAAAAUAACAAAAACAAAUAAAUCUUCAUUACAUACAUGUAGUUUGACAGUAAUAUCGUAGGUAAACCCAUCUACAAAUAUAUAGAACAACAACAACAUACGGGGAUUAUAUAAAAAAUUCGAAUGCUUAAUUUUAAUAAGAAAUGGCAGAAAAUCUGUUUUGUAUUUUCCAGAGAAAAAUAUACAUUGAAAUCUCCAAAAAAAUGUACGAGUCCCAAAAUUGUUUUGGACAAUCAAAUUGCCUUUAGUCGGUCUUCACAGUUUUCUAUAUAUCUGAAGGAUAAAUUUUUCCUUGAAAAGGAAAUAUCCCUAAAACAAGCACUAUUUACGACUAUUUCGUUUGCACUCAACCUAGUUAAUCGAUUGUAAAAAUCUGACAGUAGCAAAAAAAUCCAUCCUCAUUUGCGAUCUACCGAUAUUUUCCGCCACUUAUUUAAUAUCAGCUAUUUUUAUGAUAUUCUCGCGACGCUGCCAAAGUUUGUAUCUACCCAUAAAGUUACAUCCUCAUCAAAAUUUCAUAUAAUAAAACAUGUAACUCGAUAAAAAGUUCGAAUAAAUUGGGGGUAGUCACAACA
Bicyclus anynana (squinting bush brown) is the source of this 2363-nucleotide messenger RNA. RefSeq lists its product as uncharacterized. Gene Ontology annotation, biological process: regulation of transcription by RNA polymerase II. Bases 122 to 799 code for a protein of 225 amino acids. Gene Ontology annotation, molecular function: DNA binding. The transcript is spliced from 2 exons. The record is from RefSeq and is a predicted model, not a curated record. Gene Ontology annotation, cellular component: nucleus; transcription regulator complex. Lineage: Eukaryota; Metazoa; Arthropoda; Insecta; Lepidoptera; Nymphalidae.